This is a messenger RNA of Bipolaris sorokiniana ND90Pr, 1384 nucleotides long. Its product is annotated as carbohydrate esterase family 8 protein. Gene Ontology annotation, molecular function: pectinesterase activity. Lineage: Eukaryota; Fungi; Ascomycota; Dothideomycetes; Pleosporales; Pleosporaceae. The record is from RefSeq and is a predicted model, not a curated record. The transcript has a single exon. The coding region runs from base 231 to 1232 and encodes 333 amino acids. Gene Ontology annotation, biological process: cell wall modification.
UGAUUUAGCCACGCCACCAUACUCAACAUCGAGUUCAUGCGUAGGCAAUUCUUACUGUAAUAAUCCGGCCGAGACCUAGCUCGCAAGCGUAGUCAGAACGGAUGAACUGUAAAUUCCAACCUAGUCUCGUUUCUAAAUCUAGGCCAGACUGUAAUAUAAUAGUAUAAGUAUGUGUCGGGCCUGCCUUUGAGAAUACGGCCGUGUCUGCAAAGCAUCACUAAUCCAACAUCAUGAGGUCGCACAUUUCCUUGUCUGCCGUCCUAGUCUUCGUUCUCGGAGUCGUUUCCGCCGAUAAACAAGUGCGCACGAAACCAGACCAAGGAGCCUUAGUCGUCGAUGCAUCAGGUGCAUAUCCCAACAGCUACCUUAACAUUAGUGCCGCCGUAGCAGGACUCCACAACAACACCGACGCCCAAAGGAUCUUUAUCUUCCCCGGUACAUAUACCGAGCAAGUCUACAUACGCCGGCUCGCAGGCCCCCUCACUAUCCAAGGCUACACAAAUGACUCCACUACCUACAAGAAGAACCAAGUUACCCUCACCUACAACCUCUCGCGCAAAACCCCUGGUCUAGCCAAUAACGACGCAACAUCGACCCUCCGCCUCUGGACCUCCAACGUAAAACUCUACAACCUCAACAUCGCCAACACCUUCGGCGCCGGCUCCCAAGCCCUCGCACUCAGCGCCCAAAACACAAACCAAGGCUUCUACGGCUGCAAAUUCACCGGCUACCAAGACACCAUUUACGCUAACGAAGGCCGCCAAAUCUACGCCAAAUCAUUCGUAAACGGCGCCGUGGAUUUCAUCUUCGGACUCCGCGCCGUGGCCUUCUUCAACAAACUGGACAUCGAAACCGUCGGCACCGGCUUCAUCGUCGCUAACGGCCGCGACUCCGAGGAAAACACGAGUUUCUACGUCUUCAACAAGGUCAAUGUUACUGGGUCUAGUGGUCCGGGUUCAACAGAUCUAGGACGCCCCUGGAGACCAUUUAGCAGGGUUCUUUUCCAGCAGAGUUACCUUGGUGAUGUGGUUACGCCACGGGGAUGGUCACAGUGGGACGAUGUGCAGAGUACGGAUAAUGUUACUUUCCAAGAGUAUCAAAAUUGCGGGCCUGGAGCGAAUGCGUCGGCGAGGGUGAGCUGGAGUUCACAAGCUACUGCGCCGGUUAAGGCAUCGGAUUUGUUUGGGAGCGAUUUUAAGAAGGAGAACUGGGUGGAUGUUGAUUAUUUGUAAAUAUUUUCAUUGAAGGGACUUGUAUAUAUCAUUAUUUAUGGGUUAACUACUGUAAAUAUUUAGUGCUACUAUUUUCCCGAGCUGCUUCAGCAGAUUCACAAGUACAAUAACUACUUAUCUAGCGCUAUCCUGACUUGGCUCAAGCUCGUCCG